CGAGAGCCCGAUGAACCGGAAGAGACGUUAGUGCUCAUUUUCUAGAAGGGAGACAAAGACACUCUCAGCCACCAUGGCAAACACGUUGAAGGUGUCAGAGAGCAGGGAAAACACUACAGACAAGGAGGAUGACUGCUUCUAUGACUGUGAAGACAUGUUAGCUGCAGAAGAUAUAUUACAGGUGGGACACACUGGCAUAAAACACUUAGAGAUGGCUCAGAAUGAUAGACUGGAAUCAGAUGCUGGGACAGAAAAAGACAACUCUAUAACUGAGAGACUGGGAAACAUGGAUGCCACUGACCAAUCAUGUUUGGGCAACACAUCAGCAGAGGAUUCUGAAGGAUAUGAAGACUCAAUGGAACAAGACCCAGGAUUUGGGGAAGAUGAUAACAAAAAACAGGAGAAAUGGGAGAGAUUUGCAGAAGACAAUGAUAAGAUGGGGAGUGACUCAGAUUCAGAGUUUAAAGAAACAGUCAGCGUGACCGAGUAUGAUGAGGAAUACCUGCGUGAGCUAGAGAAAGACCUGACAGAAGUAGAGAAAGAAAGUAGAAGAAAGGAGAGCUUAGAGCUGAAGGAGAAAGGAAACGCCCAGUUCAAGAGUGGCGAGCAUGUAGAAGCUGAAGAGUCUUACACAGCCGCUCUGCAGGUCUGUCCUGUGUGCUACAGCAAAGAGAGAUCCAUCCUCUUCUCUAAUCGAGCAGCUGCACGCUUGCACCAGGAUAAAAAGGAGGAUGCCAUCAGAGACUGUUCUAAAGCCAUAGAACUGAAUCCAAAUUAUGUCCGUGCCAUUCUGCGGAGAGCAGAACUCUAUGAGAAGACAGACAAGCUUGAUGAAGCCCUAGAGGACUACAAGACUGUCUUUGAGAAAGACCCGAGCAUCCCUGCAGCAAGAGAGGCAUGUAUGAGGUUGCCACAGCAAAUUGAAGAGCGCAAUGAGAAGCUGAAAGAAGAGAUGAUGAGUAAACUAAAGGACUUGGGAAACAUGGUUUUGCGACCCUUUGGCCUCUCCACCUCUAACUUUCAGGUCAACCAAGAUUCCAACACAGGAUCCUACUCUGUUAAUUUUGUUCAGAAUCCCAAUAACAACAACAGAUAGCAAUCUAGCAUCCCUU
Xyrauchen texanus (razorback sucker) is the source of this 1112-nucleotide messenger RNA. It is a transcript of the gene ttc1, whose product is annotated as tetratricopeptide repeat domain 1. Lineage: Eukaryota; Metazoa; Chordata; Actinopteri; Cypriniformes; Catostomidae. The transcript has 8 exons. Gene Ontology annotation, molecular function: protein binding. The coding region runs from base 74 to 1096 and encodes 340 amino acids. The record is from RefSeq and is a predicted model, not a curated record.